Messenger RNA from Anopheles coustani, 3383 nucleotides. RefSeq names its product cGMP-dependent 3',5'-cyclic phosphodiesterase-like. NCBI's taxonomy places the organism in Eukaryota, Metazoa, Arthropoda, Insecta, Diptera, Culicidae. The coding region runs from base 1 to 2490 and encodes 829 amino acids. The record is from RefSeq and is a predicted model, not a curated record. Gene Ontology annotation, cellular component: perinuclear region of cytoplasm; mitochondrial inner membrane; nucleus. Gene Ontology annotation, molecular function: protein homodimerization activity; 3',5'-cGMP-stimulated cyclic-nucleotide phosphodiesterase activity; 3',5'-cyclic-GMP phosphodiesterase activity. The transcript has 12 exons. Gene Ontology annotation, biological process: regulation of mitochondrion organization; cGMP catabolic process; positive regulation of gene expression.
AUGUCGUACAACGCGGAUGAUUGUCCCGAUAGCGCAUCCUCGCCGAUGGGGGAAGCAACCGGCGACGGCGUGACGACGAUGGCGACGGCGGAGUUAAAUUGCGCGACGCCUACUUCGCCCGGGAUGACACGACAAAAUGCCAUCAUCGGGGACGGCGGCGGCGAGUCCAUCGACGGCGACGCCGGAUACGCGGAAACAACGGCGGCCGGUCCGCUGGCCGGCUACGAGCCAUGCGAUCCGCUAAUUAUCUUGAAUCUAUUUCAAUCCCUGUCCGCCACCACCAACUCGCUGGAGCUGCAGAUGAAAAUCAAUCUUCAUCUGAAGGCCCUCACGAGAUCUCCGUACGUUUUUCUGGUGCCAAUUCUCCACUCCAGCGAGGAAGGUCUCAUACAGGUCAUUAACGAUAACGUGCUCGAGAAGGAGAUUCGCUUUUCGAUUAAUUCGACACAUUUUCGCAGCGGCUCGCACCAUAAUGGAUACCCGUUCGUUAUAGAUGAUCUGAAUAAGGACUUUUCCGAGGUGAUCGAAAUGGUCGUCGGCAACAAGCACAACACACUGAUCUACGACAUUCUCGGCCCGAAGGUCAGCAAGCUGCAAUCGCAGACCUCGACCACGUCCGCCUCCUCGACGACGUCGCUGAACGAGCUGAACUACGCGUCCGUCCAGCAGCCGCACAACGGUACGCCAUUGGCACACCAGCAGCAGAUAGCGCUGUUCGUCUGCAUCGCCGGUGACGGCUCGUCCCGAUCGCGGUAUCAGUUCUACAUCGACGACACCUUCCGAUACGUGCUGGGGCACUUGGUGACGGCGUUCGAGCUGUACGAGGAGAAGCGAGUUCGGGAUCAGUGCCAAAAUCUGCUACAAGUGGCCCGCAGGUUGCUGGGCAAGAUAGGUGAUCUGGGCCAGCUGCUGCGGGGCGUGAUGACGGAGGCCAAGGAGCUGGCGGCCGCCGAACGGUGCUCUCUAUUUCUGCUCGACAAACACACCGGCGAGCUGGUCUCGAAGGUCUUCGAUGGUAAUGAGGCCUCCAAGGAGAUACGCAUCGAGAGUGGCAAAGGAAUCGCGGGCUACGUCGCACAAACGGGCAAACUGCUCAACAUCCGCAACGCGUACCAACAUCCGCUGUUCUACAAAGGGGUUGACGAGUCGACGGGCUUCAAAACGAGGAACAUUCUCUGCUUUCCCAUCUGCGACGAAGAGGGCGUCAUUGGGGUGGCCCAACUCUGUAACAAGCUAAAUGGAUUCCACUUCGACAAGUGCGACGAGGAGGUGGCGACCGCGUUCUCCGUCUACUGCGGCAUCAGUAUUAUGCACGCCCUGGUACACAAGCAGGUCCAGAAGGCGGAGGCCCGCUACAAGCUGUCCCAGGAGUUGUUGCUCUACCACAUGAAGGUACCGGACGCGGAGGUCAAUCACGCCCUGGAAGCGGUAAAGGAACCGGACCGGCAGCAGCAGGACGAGCAGUACCACGCAUUUCCACGGUUCGACUUCUGCCCGCGGGACGUGCGGGAUUACGCCCGGUCGGUGCAGCUGGCGAUGCGCAUGUUCUACGACCUGAACUUUGUCGGCAGCUUCAAGAUACACGAGUACAAGCUCGCCCGGUUCGUGCUGCUGGUGCAGAAGGGCUACCGGGACACGCCGUACCACAACUGGUGGCACGCGUUCUCCGUUGCACACUUUGCUUACUCGCUCAUGAAGAACCUUCGCCUGAUCGAACGAGGCAUUAUCACCAAAAUGCAGGGCUUCUCCUUUCUGAUUGCGGCCUUCUGUCACGAUCUCGAUCACCGGGGCAUCAGCAACUCGUACCAGACGCAAACGAGCAGCCCGCUGGCCCGGCUCUACAGCAGCGAGGGAAGCGUCAACGAGCGGCACCAUCUUUCGCAAGCCAUCUGCAUAUUGAACGACUCGAGCAGCAAAAUCCUCGACGGUCUAACGACGACCGAGUUCAAGGAGUGCAUCGACUAUCUGCGCGAGCUCAUCCUGGCGACCGAUCUGGCCAACCACUUCCGCAUCCUGCCCCGGUUGAAGAAGUUGCGGGCGGAAAAUUUGGCCGAGGGUGCCAAUCAACGGCUGCUGCUGUCCCUCAUGAUCACCUGCUGCGAUCUGAACGAUCAGAUUAAGUCCUGGAAAACGGUGCAACACGUAGCGCAUCUGGUGUACGCGGAGUUCUUUGCCGAGGGCGAUCUGGAGAGGCAGAUGGGUCUCCGGCCGAACGCGAUGAUGGAUCGCAAGAAAGCCUGCAUUCCGAUGCUGCAGAUCGAGUUUCUAACAACCGUCAUCCGGCCGACGUUCGAGAUACUGGUGCAGAUAUUCCCCGAGACGUCGUCGUUUCUCGACACGAUCGAUAGCAACCGGGCUCAGUGGGAGCAGGUACGCAAUGGUGCCGCACAAGGCAACGGGAACGGCAACGGCAUCAGCGAACCCUGCAAUGGAUGCAAUCCGACGGCCGAUUGCUGUGACUUUUCCUGCUGCACAAAGGUGAACGAGUAAACGCUGGUUGCAUCCAAGAGGGCAUAUGUUGGCAUAUCGCUGCCUACUCGAUGCAGGAAAAUGGGACUGUGCUAUGCUCGUUUCAUUUGUGUUUUCCUUUCCGCCAAAGAGGGAGAUGAAUACGAUAGCUUUUAUUUAUUGACAGUAUUGUUUUAGUACCGAAUUUCCAUUCUUUCCCUUCCUAAACCAUUAGAACCGUUCCCCUUCGCCAAGGGGGGACAUGAGUCCAGUUCUGGUGUCUCGAAAGUUUUCACCUACAAUUAGGCGGUAGCUUAAAGUAAGCAAAGCCUCCAUACGAUAGAUACACUCGCACAUUACAAACAAGUUCACACUUUGUUAUGAUUGUUUGCUGGCAAACAGAUCGUUUUUUACAGCUAGACACACUGAUAGACACUGCUGUAUACAACGUGUUACAGUUUUACCUUUAUUCCGUUUUUAAACUAGCAAAUGUAACGUUUAAUUGAGUGUACGACAAACUAGGAUGAAAGUCAGCAAACAAGGCGGAACGUCUGAAUGAUACCAAAGUCGAAUGAGCGUGUUGUGUGCUGGGUGCCGAUACGGGGUGAGAAGUAUGUAAUAAAAAUAAAAUGUAACUGCACACCACGACUGCACACGGAACAUUAUCUACCACUAGCAACAAGCGAGGGCAGUUAGGAAGGCUUAGCCGCAGCUGUACCGAGGCCGGGCAGUCCGGGUAGAACAGAUUUCUAAUAAUAUUUGCACUAGGUCGGUCUAGUGGCCGAUCGUGCCGUGACCGUUCAGUUCCAUUUGCUGUGUUGUAGGCCGGUGCAGAAGGCAGACAGGGGGUGCAGUUUGACAUUGUAGCCAAUAGAGAGGAAGAUAUGAGUAGAACAAACAAUUCGUGGAUAAAUGUAGAAUAAAGAAACACUCAU